Molecule: messenger RNA, 828 nt
Organism: Cajanus cajan (pigeon pea)
Lineage: Eukaryota; Viridiplantae; Streptophyta; Magnoliopsida; Fabales; Fabaceae
Source: RefSeq, a predicted model, not a curated record
AUGGCGAGAGGCGGCACAUCGAACAACGACCCACAACACCCUACCAUGGAGGAGAUGAUGGCAUUGAUCAAUGGCUUGAGAGAGGAGAAUGCACGAUCCAGAGAAAGGGAGGAGGCCAUCCAGCGAGAAAACGAGGAGAUCAGGAGGCGAGCAGAUGAGAUGCAGGCUAUGAUAACGGCCAAUACCCGAACGGCGGAGGAAGAUGUCAUGAUGGAAGUUCCUAGGGAUUUCCGACCUUUCUCGGAGGCUAUAGAGACCGAGAUCAUCCCGAGGGAUCAUCGGGUCCCCCAGGUGGAACCUUUUGACGGAACCCAGGAUCCUAGUCAACACUUGACGGAUUUCCGAGCACAAAUGCUGAUUUGUGGUGGGAGCAUGGAAAUUCGCUGCAAGCUGUUCAUGGGCACGCUCAAAAAAGUAGCCCUUGAUUGGUUUAGUGGUCUUCCUGACCGAUCAAUCACCGACUUCGACGUCUUUAGUCGGCUUUUCAUGGCGCAGUUCGCAGCCAACAAAAAGAAAUCGCCGAUCACGUCAGACUUGUUUGAUCUCAAACAACAACGCGAGGAGUUGUUGAAAGAUUUUUUGCAAAGGUUCAACGAGGUUGCUUUAAGGAUAGCGUCUUUGGAUAAAAGGAUGGCGGUCAUUGCGUUUCAAAAGGGGUUAAGGUCUGGUGCUUUCGACAUCGCGCUAGAGAGAGCAAAUUACCAAACGAUGUCAGAGGUGAGAGCUUUCGCCCUAAGUCACAUCAAGACGGAGGAAGGACAAAUCAACAAAAGGGCAGCUGAAAGCCAAGAAGCUGGGGUCAUCCCAAGAGAUUUUUAUUCCUUAUAA